Molecule: messenger RNA, 951 nt
Organism: Perkinsus marinus ATCC 50983
Lineage: Eukaryota; Perkinsozoa; Perkinsida; Perkinsidae
Exons: 9
Coding region: 1-951 (316 amino acids)
Biological process (GO): activation of GTPase activity; nucleocytoplasmic transport
Cellular component (GO): nucleus; perinuclear region of cytoplasm; cytosol
Molecular function (GO): GTPase activator activity; small GTPase binding
Source: RefSeq, a predicted model, not a curated record
AUGGGUAGUAAGUUUGCUCCUCACGAUGGCACCAAGUUGUCCAUAGGGAUGAUCUACGACCGAGCCCAGUUCGGCAUGAAGAUGGUUGAUGUCUCUAACGUGGCUCGAGCCAUGAGAUUCACGCAGACCUUGCACAGUCUCGCAUUACCGCAUAACCUCAUUGACGAUCAGCUCGCUAAGGUCCUUGCUGUGGGCCUGCGAUCUUGUCAUGUUCUCACUGAUUUGGAUCUAUCUCAUAAUAAAAUCAGCGACAAAGGCGCCCGAAAAAUCGCUACAUUAUUGUCACCUGCAGAAGAGGUUAGAUUGAGUAAACUCUUUCUUGAGGAUAAUGAUAUCCACGCGAAUGGUGUGAUGCAUAUCGGCCGUUACUUGGCUGAGAACGACAGUCUACAGAAGCUCUCAUUGAGACUUAACCGCAGCGAAGACAAUGGUGCUUCACAUUUGCUACACAGUUUGGUAGCCAACUCCACCCUACUCGAACUGGACCUAUCCAGCAACGACAUCACGAGUCGCACUAUACCUUACCUCACCUCUUGCCUCGCCGAGAAUAACACUUUGGGUGUGAUCGAUCUCUCGGGCAACCCGUUGUACACGGACCCUGAGGAACCGACGAUGGCAAAAUCGGGUGAAAUUGGGAUGAAGGCUAUCGACGGGUUCCUGCGGAAUCGCCCGUUGAAAGAUAAGGGGAAGAUUAUCAAGAUGAAACCCGUAUACAUCAAAGCAGAAGGAUUCGAGGACCUCCAAAUUGAGGACCAAAGUUUGAUAGGAGUCUUCCUCAAAUGCCUCGUGGAGAGAAACUCCGGCCUUAAAUGCUUACGCCUCCGCUCCUGCAAGUUUCCGGUUGUAUUGGAAGAGCGAAUUACGAGGUUCGUUAGGAGACGAGAUCUGAUCACACGUGGCUUGAAUGUGGACGCGUAUGAAGCGGCGGAACUUGUGAAGUACCUCGCGUGA